Messenger RNA from Cladocopium goreaui, 15016 nucleotides. The record is from the annotation of a GenBank genome assembly. Lineage: Eukaryota; Dinophyceae; Suessiales; Symbiodiniaceae.
AUGCCCAGAUUUGAUCUUUCGAGAAGAUGGCCCAAGGCUUUGCAAACCACUUGGCAAUCACUUAGCAAAUCGCUUGAAGAAGGAGAGACACCGAAAGGAGAAAUUGCUAUCGUCAAGAGCGUGCAACAUCUUCGACAGCUUCAAGCGCUUGCCCACGACCUCAAGAUCAACAAGUCCUUGCUUUUGGUUGCGAAACGCAUUGGCAGUGAUCCCAUCCCUGAGACUUGCCAAAGCCUUCUCCUUCCAUGGAUGGGGAACCUUGCGAUGAUCGAUGCAAUUGUUGGGAAUUUGAACAAACAAAAACCCAACUUGGAGAAGGAGAAGAUUCAUGAAUGCAAAAUGGAGAUGGCAAAGCGUGAUGAUUUGGCUUCUUUGCGUUUGACUGCGCCCUGGAAGUUCAUUUGCGAGAAGAAUAAGCAGAUCCUUUUACAGGAACCAGAGUAUUCUGUGUGUCUCCUUUGCGAUGAUUUGAAGGAAGCCAGAACAAACAAGUGGGAAAGUUCAGACUCUGUCUUGACGGGAUAUCUUUUGGUCAACAAGAACGAAGUUGGGAAGAUCAUUGGAUGUUCUGGAAGAAACGGGAUUUUUGUUACCCGACUGUCGCAGGAUAUCAUUGUCAAACCCUCCGCACUUUGGGUUUCAAGACUUGAAGGCGAAAGUGACCAAACCUAUUUACAAAGAACAACAGAAGAAGCAAAAGGCGCACCUUUGACCUGGAGAAGAGGCGACGGCAAUGACCUUGGAUAUCAUUGCAAGGAGGAGGACAUUACGGAUAAAUCUUGGGCAGUCUGGGGCGUUCCAGCUUUCAACGGCCCUGGAAUGGUCGAAGAUUGGCUUGGGCAGCAAGGUUGGACUUUGAGAACAAGGCCACAGCCACCUCGCUCUAGAGGCAGCCCCUGGAAGAUUUUUGGACAGCGCAGUGAAAAGCAAAGUGCCUAUGCGUAUCAAGUUGAGGUUGAGGGCAACAUUCGGCGUCUGUCCAUCGUGCCUUGGAAAAGCAGCCGCAGACCAAAAGAGGAGACAUUUCAAGUUAGCGGCCCCAGAUGGUUCAGCGAGCACUUUCAGUCUGACAAGGUUGGCCCUACGCAGGUCCUUGAACCAAUUCAGAUGGAUGCGAACAUGGACGAGGAAGAAGCUGAUGGAGAUAAGAUUGUCUCUCCGCCAAAAAAGAGAGUCAAGCCGUCCAAACUGAGAGGUGGCGAACAAGGACCAGAUGGACUUGAUCUCAGAACCCUCGAGCUUGGGGGCACAGGUGAUUGCGGAUGGCGUUCAAUUGCCUUCCAAUUAGCUGCAAUCAAUUCAAAAUCUAGCAAUUUGGCCGAGAAUGUGAUGUCGAAAAUUGCGGUACUUGGCAAAGCUCUCAGAAGCCAAGCCCUUUUUCAUCUCUGUGAAGUUGAUUUGGAAUGGCAGAAGCAUUGGGCUCCUGACGACGCUUGGACACCACUCAUUGAGGACGGGCCACCAGCAAAAGAUUUGAAAACAUUUGCAACUGAGACCCUGCACCGCGACAACAGAUGGAUCUGCCAUUAUGGCCUCAUGGCAGUCUUGGCGGUCAAAAAAGUCCACAUCAUUAUCUGGCAACACAAAGGUGAUGAAAAGGAACCAUGGUCAAAGAUUGCUGUGAUUUCACCAAAUGACGAGAAGAAGAAAUUGCCCAUUAUCCACCUUGCCAAAGAUGGUGGACAUUACAUGCCUCUGAUUUCUGACACCAUGCAGAAGCCCGAUUACAGCCUCUUGGAAAACAGCACUACUUGGUCUUCAAAGGGAAUCCAAGGCAAAUCUUCAGGCGAGAAGAAACAGAUUUUCAGAGCUGGAGGAGGAGAAAGCAACAAGGGUGGAAUCAAUGGCCCUACCGGCAUGAAACUACGCACAUUGGAAUUGGGAGGAACUGGAGACUGUGGAUGGAGAUCAAUUGCCUUCUUGAUCGCUGCCAUCAAUGUGAAUCAUGACAAACUUGUCAACAGCGUCUUGCCCAAGAUCGAAAGUCUUGCAAACAUUUUGAAAGGCCAGGCGCUUCAUUUUCUUUGCGAAAUUGAUCACGAUUGGAAGCAGAACUGGAUGCCGGAGGAUACCUGGACUGCUUUGACGGAAGAUGGACCUCCAGCACAAAAUUUGCAGGAUUUCAUCAAUGAGACUUUGCAUAGGGAAAACAGAUGGAUUUGCCGCUAUGGCUUCAUGGCAAUUUGCGAGACCAAGAAGGUGAACCUGGUUAUUUGGCAGUACCGGGGCAAUGACAGAGAGUCUUGGACAAAAAUUGCAACCUUUUCACCAAAGGAGACGAAGCAGUUCCCAACUAUCCACCUUGCGAAAGUUGGAACCCAUCUCAUGCCGCUCAUCCCUGAUGAACUUCAUGUUCCUGGCAAUGAUCUGCAAAGGAAUGGAAGAACUUGGAAGCCGAGAAGACAGCAGAACAUGAACAAGAUUGCUGACUUCAGAGGAGGAGGGAACUUUGAGCAAAGGUCUACGAUUGGCGAUGUCGGUAAUGAAAUUUCUGAGGAAAACAUUGAGGACGUGCUCAAAUCACCAGAUCCCUGGACCACUCCAAAGAAGAAAAGCUUCUACACUCCUGAAAGUGUGAAAACUAUGCAAUCCUUCAACAUUCGGGAUGCACUGCGUACGCCGGAAACACCUGCAACACCAUGCAGCAAUAUGAACAAGACAGAGAACAAGAACAACUAUGGUCUCAGUCUUUCGAAAGUGUGCCAUUGGGCUUGCCCAUUCUGUCAAUGUCAGUGCUUCAUUUCAAACCCUGCGAAAAGAACCCAGGACAUCAGAACUCAUCUUGACAAAUUCCACGCAAGAGAGACGAAGAAAACAAAAGAGAGGAAUAUCGAGAAAGGCAUUUCUGCAUCUGGACGACAUGGAUUGGGCAUUGCCGUCCUACUCGAACCUUUGCAACUUCGAAAGAUGCCAAAGCAGAAGGCCAAGAUCAUUUGUCCUUUUUGCAAAUUUGGGGCAGAUGUCAACCCUGGCAGUGCAGCGCUUCGAAAGAAAACCUGGAAGCACCACUUGAAGUCUUGCACAAAAGCGCCAAAAGACUGCAACCUGAGGGUGCUCUACGCUGCGAGGAUGAAACAAGAAGGUGGGAUCUGCCUCGGCAAUGGAGAAGCUCACCGGAAGAAGAUGAUCCAAGGUAUUUGGAGGCUUUGGAAGAAGUUCAUCAAGAAGUAUGGCAAAGCAAAACUCUUCACUGACUUGGAGCUCAACACACAUCAGCAGGAGAAGAUCCAAGAUCAUGCACAAGAAGUUGAGGCUGGAAGGUUUGAGGAGCAAGGCAAUCAAGAGUGCAAAAGUGGACACGAACCAGUGCGGCUUAGCUUCCAGCGUGCUUGGCAGGAAAGACAGAAAGUUUGGACAAUCAACACGGGCGGCAUGCCCGGCUUUUGGCGGCUCCUUUUUCUUUUGGAAGCUACAAAGAAGCAGCUCAGACCCUUUGUAGUUCAUGCACAAGAGAUUUGCUGCAGCCUUGAAGAGUGGAAAGCAACUUCAGGUAGAAUUUCAACCCUUGGAUAUACUGCAUAUGCGUCUUCGACGGUUUUGCGUGGGGCCAAAUGCAAUGGAGUCCUAACAAUGGUCUCGAAUCAUGUUCAAUCACAGAUGUGUGAUGAAUACUGCAACAAACGUGGCUAUGCUGCAAUUGCACUUAAAGUUCAAGAUUUGCUCAUGAUCAACAGCUAUUGCCCACCAACAGUUAGCGAGUUGCACCAGCAUGCGAUUGAGUUUGAGGAGAUGCUCAUUAGAUUGGAUUGGCAGGGUCCCAUGUUAUUUUGCGGUGACUGGAAUCAGGAGCCAUCUGAUUGUUUGGUAGCCACUUUAGCUGUCAUGUAUGGUUGCUCCAUUGCAGAUUCUGACGAAAAUUCUUCGCGCUGGAAAGGGCACCGGCUCAUCGAUUUCUUUAUUUCGAAUAUUCCUCAUUUGCGCUUCCGAGCACUUGAUGCCAAGAUCUCUGACCACAAGAUUAUGGAGACCACUGUCAAGCUGGAGUGCUGCUCCUACAAUGUCCAUCGUUUCAAGAAGGGUUUCAAUUUUGAGAAGCCUCUCUGGCUCAAUACCAAAGGAUGGGAAGACCUUGUCCAUCAGGCGUACAACAUUGAGAAGGCCACCAAUUGGCAACAUGCUUGCAAAUUAACUGAUGACGACACCUCCAUCCCGAGCCAAGUUGAUGAUUCUGAUCAAGAUCAGGAGAUUGUAGACUUCACUUGGAAACUCACUAUGUCAAAAGUUUUGACCACCUUUCAAACUGCUUACAAGUUGGCCAUUCUUUGCAUUCCGGAGAAUUUUGACAAUAAGUGGGAGAUCAUGAGGAUUGAGAAGCUGGCGAAUAAGGUGCAGCACCAAGACAAGACUUCCACCUCGAAACCUACUGCGGUAGACCUCAUCCGGGAAUUUGACAUGAAUCUCAAGCGUAGAGUUUGGAUGAAUGAAGACCAGAGACGUCAAAGAGUCAGGGAAAUUGCUCACCAUCUUCACAACUUUCAAGGCAAUGUUCAAGGCAGAGCUCCCAACCUGAAAGACCUUCAACAAGCGAUUUCAAAAGCCAAAGGUGGUCCUGGCCUCGACCAAUGGAACUACUAUGAGACCAAGACCCUUGCGAAGAUCCCUGAGUUUUUGAGAGAAAUUGGCCAAAACUUUAAACUCUGGAUUGACCUUGGCAUUACUCCUUCAAUCCUUGCGGAGGUCAAGGUGACUUAUAUCCCCAAGGCGAACAAGAUCUCUAAAGGCACAGUCAACAUCAAAGGUCUAAGGCCAAUCACUGUCUUCAGCAUAUGGUGGAGAACCUUUUCAGCGAUGUGGAUCAUGUCACCUUUGAUCGAUGCGCUGCAAGCACAAAUGCCGAAGGACAUCAUUUGCAGGCGAGGCAAAGGACCUGAAGUUCAGGCCUGUGUGGCUGACGCUCUACUGCAGCUAUGGCAGCAUGGAGCGACAUUGGACUUUAGUCAUUGCUUUGACACAGUGGACAUCAAAAUGCUGAGAGACGGUGUCAGGAGAUCCUGCGUCUCCACUUGCGCUUUCUCUUUUGCUAUGGGUAGAUUGAUCAGCGGUGCACAUCUAGAAGUGGGCAUCUACAAAACCUUCACGCUGUUGCUUUGCUAUGGGCGCUGUGAAGAGUCCAAAGAUGGUGUCAACGGCAAAAGGCAUACCAACUUCAAGAUCAUCACUUUGGAUCACAUGAAGAAGAUGAAAAACAACGCCAUUGUGUGCAACAUCGGCAACCAGGGCCGUUUCUGGGUCUUCGACCCGGGGCUCAACCACAGGCACCCCCACAUGGUGGUUGCGGGCUCACAUUGCCCUUUGGUCAGAGCGAAGUUCUGUGGCACACAUGCUGACUUCAGGCCGAGGUACAUCACCCUCGCGACGACCCCGUCGCAGGAAACAUGCCACGACAACACCACUGGGGUCCGGAUUGGUGAGGCAAGCCAUCCCGGACCCGCUGCAGCCAAAGCCACGGCACGACGGCGACAGCAGAAACAGCAGCAGAACAACCUGGGACAGAUCAUCAACCUUCUGCUCCCGCUACUCACACAACUCCUGCAAGUUUUGGAUACAGGCAGAGCGACAGACUCUUCAUCGACACCCAGCCUCACUACGGUGCUGGGAACCCUCUUGGGACACAACAAUGCACAGAGCCAGGACACACCUGGCAAACCAGCAUCGCACAGGGGGUCAACCAGUACAACAGUACAGCCAGCCGCAGCAGCACGGCGAAUCCAGCUCAACGACCAGGAAUGGCCAUCAUUCAAGGACGGCAAAGGUAAGACCGCCCCUGGCCAACAGAAAGGCAAAGGGAGCACACCAGGCCCACAGGGCACACACGGCCCACACAACCCACCAGCAGCACAACCAGACGGCAGCAAGCCCGAGGAGUGGACCACCAUCACUCGUCGGCGACCAAACCUUGACGCGUGGGCCCUCCGACCCAAAGACUGGAGCGACCCCACUCUCCACUACGACACAUUGGCAACCGCUCUACAGAAGCACUCUGGGGACCAACCCUUUCGAGCAGUCAUUCACUGCAGCGACCAUGAACAAGGACAAGCAGCAGCAGCCAUGCUCGCAAACAUCAAGCAACGAGCUGUCUGGAUCCUUUGGCGACAAGCAGACGGCACAACAAGCAUCCCUGGGCAAUGCGGCAACAAGCCGUUACUACAAAAAGUGGCCAGCAUCAAGAUUGUUGAUGAUCCACUUGGCAGCCCUCACCUACUACGCUGCACGCCCAAGGCCAUCCAGACCACAACCACACACACGGAGAUUCUCCGCAUCACCUUUGACGAGCAAUACAUUAGCAAGAAACUGCAGACCACAGCGCGAGAGCGCCCCCGCAAAGCACUUGGCGAUUGGGCGUCCACAUUGCCAGCCCACAUCGCCAACUCCAUCCACGACACAUGGGGAUGGAAGCAAGAACACACUGGCCCCAACCGAGCGAUCACAGGGCUCAUCCGGGUGCAAGGCACCUUCGGCAGCAAGGAUGCCCCUGAUUACAUUCUCGGCCGCAGCGGCCAACAAGGCAUCUUUACAGCACCCAUUCACUGGCACAACCCCCUCCCCAACAUCAAAGUUGAAGACACACAUGAAGACUACAUCCAACGACUCCUCGAGCGGGGUCACCAAUGGGGCCUUGCACGGGGCCCACGCGGAUUGGGGGCACGCAUCGAAGCAGAGGCCUCCACCCAGCACACUCGCACAUGGCAACUUGAUCGCACACCCCGGGAAUGGACACAACAUACCGUCCAAGAACUCCUUCAAGCCAACCCAGCCUUUGAGCACACACACAUUAUCAAGAAGCAAGUCAGAGGCCCCACUGCCACAUGGUGGUUCCAAGCCACCACCCAAAAGGAACUUGACUUGCACCCCAUCUUCGCCACACUUGACAACAAAAAUCUUGAACUCUGGGCACGGCUCGCCCCACCUACCAGACGCACUGGGUCCACAAAGGCCUGGCCAAUCAAAGACCCAUCAGUCCUCCAAUGGACGCAUGAUCGCACAAGCUUGUCCAUCGGCACUGGUGCCACUAAAAUGGAGGAAGCUCAGCCACAGAAUGGCAAUCGCAGCCCCCGCGGCCAACCACAAAAGCGACAAUGCAUCCCCAUCCGUGAUAUUCCAAAAGGCUUCCUAAAGGAGGAGGUGCCUGGGGACCUGGCUUGCCUGUUCCAUUGUCUCGGCAAAGCAUUCUCCACACCAAAAAACGAGAUCUUGGCCAUUCAAGCACGGGCCGAGGUGGUGGCCCACCUCAACAAGCACAAGGAAACCUACGAGAUGCAAAAACCGACCACCUGGGGCGGCUGGCUGGAACUCACGGCCGCCGCCAGGCAUUGGAACACCAGAAUCAUCAUCGUCCCCGAGACCCUGGCAGACGACGUCAUGGUCUUCCACGACAGCCGCCGAGCAGAGCACACCACCAUCCUUUGGUACACCGGCAAACACUACGACCUCCUCAUCCCCACCAACGGCAUCCCGGACCAUAUCCUACAACAGGCCAAGCCACAACGGGGACUCCGAGACCAGCGUCAGCAGCUCACACACGCGAACGGGUCUGACAACAAGCAACCCGUCAUCGCACGCCUUGCCAAACAACAACCUGGCUGGCAUUGCAACAAAUGCACGGCAGGCAUCCCACAAGCCCAGCUCUCCCAACUGUCCUACAAGCGACUUCGACAGGCACAAUGGGAACACGCCCGGGACAAGCAUGGCGUCCCUGACAGAGCCACAUGGGCAAAGCAACAGCACAGCCGCAGCAACAAAACCCUGGCAAACCGCAACAAACACGUCACCCGGCGACGAGCAGCAGGAUUGGCAGCCACACUAGUCCAAGUCAACACCAACCCUGGCGGACACCAACUGCACAGCUUCUUCUUCCCCUUCUGGAGCCACACCCGCAACACCCACACCACUUGCAGAGCAUGGGUGUGCCAGCGAUGUGGCCAGCAGGCCCUCAACAAGCGCAAAGCUCUCCACACACUCACAAACAAGCGGUGCGCCGGCCACAUGCCAGCCAACGGCGUCCAGCGACGUCGCAAAGUCAUCCAACGCCUCCGCAAGCUCGCGCGGGCUCCGCCCCGUGACAGUAGGCACCCGGCAACAACACUGCGGCAUCUCUACAGCAUGGCGGCAGCAACCCUCGAGGACUUCAUCGUCAUGGGCGACUUCAACACCACUUGCGACGAGGGCGCCACGGCCAACCUCGUUGCCAAUGGCAUCGCGCAUGACGCCAAUGGGUUCUUCACCGACUGGCAACCCACUCGCCACCCAGGCCAACGAUGCAUUGACUACGCUCUGGUGAGCCCACGUGUCCACCCACAAACCAAACAGCAACACCCUGGCCCCAGGGACCAUGACUUGAUCACUUACACAUUCCCAGUCGGCCCGUCACCACCCGGUUAUCGCCGACCACAGCUACGAGGCAUCAACCAUGAGCAUACCAUCACACCUCAACAAUUCCAGGACCGGUGGAACCAACAACAGUUCCAACAACACCUGGACAACCACGACACCACCGCAGCGUGGACCAUGCUCAGUGACGUCGCUGAAGACCUCCUGAGCGCAGACAACAGCCAUGGCCUACGCCGAUCCACACUCUGCCCUCCCCCUGUCUGGUGGGACUGUUUUAGAGACUUGUGGCACGCCACCCUGCAAACAGCCAGCAUACCCCCGGUGCGGGCAAUGGCCCUCUGGACACAAAACUGGGCGGCUCCUGAACUGUGCGGUGGUCUACCCGGUCGAGAUGGUAUUGCGUUACAUGUUCGUCUCUUCCACGACCUCAUGGAGCACCACGACGACGAUUACAUCCUCUUGUCCCAGGACCUCAGCAAGGCCUUUGAUACAGUUCACAUCAUGCAAGCGCUCACCGCACUUUCACACUACGGAGCUCCCGACCCCCUUUGUCAGACCAUUUUGGCUUUCUAUCGAGGAUGUCGUCGUCUUUUCCUCUACAACGGAGACAUGACUCCAAAAUGGUACACCACAACCCACGGCAUUUUACAAGGGUGCCCGUUCAGCCCACUGCUCUUGGCCACUCUCAUGAACAUUUGGCAUCACGGCAUGCACACAGUAGCAGUACCAGCCAGCACCCUUCACACGGGUAUUUAUGUUGAUGACAGAAACAUCUGGAUGCAUGGCCCACGAGCACGUGAGCUUCUACCCCGGGUUAUUGCCCAAUCCAGAAUCAUUGACGCUACCCUUGGAUUCCAUGAAAACACGUCCAAGACCCAACUUGCCACUGCAGACACACGUCUCCUUCCGAUCCUGGAUGCCCUCACCCGUGACAACUUCCCACCAGGUGGCACCACCAGCAAAGUUUUGGGACUGGUCUACAACCUUCACAGCACAGAGGUCACUACACCCACUGAAGCGGUGGACAAGUUCAUUCACCGGGCCAAACGCAUCCAACAAGCACCAAGCAUGCCCCACUUGCUGUGGAAAUGCACGGCACUGCAAGCACAAUGCCGAAACAUGGCACCCAGACCCCCUCAGAACACAAGCGAGGAGCGACUUCUGGCAGCAGUCACACCACCAGACCCCAGACCACUUCAGCCCACCAAUCAAGCAAUCCAAGCACCACAUGAAUUGCAAUCUCUUCUUCAACAACAGGUCCACCAGGCAGUUGGACCUGGUCAACCUUUAGUGAUUGCCACUGAUGGAGGAGCUAAGCAUGGCAUCGCAACCUGGGCAGUUGCAGUCGAUGCUGGUACUUGUGCCCGGCCUCUACAUGGAGAGGACCACACGGUAAUGAUGGCGGAACUCACCGCCAUUUGGUGUGUCAUCAUCACCCUCAUACACAUUGCAGAACAACCACGAUUUCAUGGCGAUCUUCAGGUGAUUUUAGCAGUGGACUCACAAUCCGCAAUUGACUUCUUGACCAGAAUAUCUGUUCCCACACAACACUUUCAUUUGUGGCAUGGUUUUCAACGACAUCGGAGUCGGGCAUUGGAACGUGGUCUACGUAUCGUGUUUCAGUGGACCCCGGCUCACAACAAACAUCCUGAAUGGCAACCAGCACAUGGUUGCCCCAAAAACUUGCGACACUUGAAUCAUCACGCAGACAGUGCCGCUAGUGCUAUGUUGCAGAGGGAGCUUGCUUGCCUUCAACCUUGGCUUGAUGAUGUGACUCGAGCCUCUCAUUGGUCGUCAGCUGCGCUUCAAUGGGCAGCCUGUGUGGCUGCGAUUUGGGAUGGGCAUUGUGUGUCCGUCAGCCUGUUUCAGUUCAAUUUCAUCAUCAUCAUCAUCAUCAUCAUCAUCAUUGUGUGCAACAUCGGCCACUUUGACAACGAGAUUGCCAUGGAGGACUUGGAGACUUUCCCUGGCAUCAAGGUUGAGAACAUCAAGCCACAGGUGGACCGCUUUGUGUUCCCUGAUGGCCACGGUGUGAUUGUCUUGGCAUCUGGCCGACUGGUGAACCUUGGCUGCGCCACCGGCCAUCCAUCUUUCGUGAUGUCCUGCUCCUUCACCAACCAGGUGUUGGCUCAGCUGGAUAUCUUGGAGAACUGCACCAAGAACAAGAAGUACAAGAACGAUGUGUACCUGCUGCCCAAGCAGUUGGAUGAGAAGGUGGCAGCUCUCCACUUGCCAUCUCUGGGUGCAAACCUGACAAAGCUCUCCAAGGAGCAGGCCGACUACAUCGGCGUCGGGGUGGAUGGAACCUUCAAGCAGGACAUGGGCCUGGCCGAGUUUGGCCGCAAGGAGCUGACUCUUGCUGAGCAUGAGAUGCCAGGUCUCAUGGCAGCCAGGAAGGAGUACGGACCUGGACAGCCUUUCAAGGGCUUGAACAUCAACGGCUCCCUCCACAUGACCAUCCAGACCGGCGUCCUCAUUGAGACUUUGGCUGCCUUGGGUGCCAAGGUGCGUUGGUGCUCGUGCAACAUCUUCAGCACUCAGGAUCAUGCUGCCGCUGCCAUUGCCAAGGCCAACACUGCCACUGUCUUUGCAUGGAAGGGUGAGACCUUGCAAGAGUACUGGUGGUGCACUGAGCAGAUGAUGACAGUGCCAGGUGCGGAUGGAUGCGAUCAGCUUGUGGAUGACGGAGGUGAUGCCACCCUGUUGGUUCACAAGGGCAAGGAGUUGGAGGAGAAGUUUGCCAAGGACGGCAGCCUGCCAGAUCCAGCCAGUACCACCAACGCCGAGUUCAAGUGUGUCUUGCAGGUGUUGAGGGACUCCAUCCAGGCGGACAAGACCAAGUACACACGAAUGGCUGCCAAGUGCAAGGGUGUUAGCGAGGAGACUACCACUGGUGUGCACCGCCUUCGUGAGAUGGCAGCCAAGGGCGAGCUGCUCUUCCCUGCCAUCAACGUGAACGACUGCGUGACCAAGUCCAAGUUCGACAACGUCUAUGGUUGCCGACACUCUCUGCCAGACAGCAUCAUGCGCGCCACCGAUGUGAUGAUUGGUGGCAAGCGCGCCCUUGUGGCAGGCUACGGAGAUGUCGGAAAGGGCUGCGCCUUCGCCAUGAGGGGUGCUGGUGCCAGAGUCUUAAUCACGGAAAUCGAUCCCAUCUGCGCUUUGCAGGCGUGCAUGGAGGGUUUCCAGGUGGUUACCAUUGAGGAAUGCGUGGGUGAGGUGGACAUUUUCACUUCCGCCACUGGCAACUUCAAGAUCAUCACUUUGGAUCACAUGAAGAAGAUGAAGAACAACGCCAUUGUGUGCAACAUCGGCCACUUUGACAACGAGAUUGCCAUGGAGGACUUGGAGAAUUUCCCUGGCAUCAAGGUUGAGAACAUCAAGCCACAGGUGGACCGCUUUGUGUUCCCUGAUGGCCACGGUGUGAUUGUCUUGGCAUCUGGCCGACUGGUGAACCUUGGCUGCGCCACCGGCCAUCCAUCUUUCGUGAUGUCCUGCUCCUUCACCAACCAGGUGUUGGCUCAGCUGGAUAUCUUGGAGAACUGCACCAAGAACAAGAAGUACAAGAACGAUGUGUACCUGCUGCCCAAGCAGUUGGAUGAGAAGGUGGCAGCUCUCCACUUGCCAUCUCUGGGUGCAAACCUGACAAAGCUCUCCAAGGAGCAGGCCGACUACAUCGGCGUCGGGGUGGAUGGUCCUUUCAAGCAGGACAUGGGCCUGGCCGAGUUUGGCCGCAAGGAGCUGACUCUUGCUGAGCAUGAGAUGCCAGGUCUCAUGGCAGCCAGGAAGGAGUACGGACCUGGACAGCCUUUCAAGGGCUUGAACAUCAACGGCUCCCUCCACAUGACCAUCCAGACCGGCGUCCUCAUUGAGACUUUGGCUGCCUUGGGUGCCAAGGUGCGUUGGUGCUCGUGCAACAUCUUCAGCACUCAGGAUCAUGCUGCCGCUGCCAUUGCCAAGGCCAACACUGCCACUGUCUUUGCAUGGAAGGGUGAGACCUUGCAAGAGUACUGGUGGUGCACUGAGCAGAUGAUGACAGUGCCAGGUGCGGAUGGAUGCGAUCAGCUUGUGGAUGACGGAGGUGAUGCCACCCUGUUGGUUCACAAGGGCAAGGAGUUGGAGGAGAAGUUUGCCAAGGACGGCAGCCUGCCAGAUCCAGCCAGCACCACCAACGCCGAGUUCAAGUGUGUCUUGCAGGUGUUGAGGGACUCCAUCCAGGCGGACAAGACCAAGUACACACGAAUGGCUGCCAAGUGCAAGGGUGUUAGCGAGGAGACUACCACUGGUGUGCACCGCCUUCGUGAGAUGGCAGCCAAGGGCGAGCUGCUCUUCCCUGCCAUUAACGUGAACGACUGCGUGACCAAGUCCAAGUUCGACAACGUCUAUGGUUGCCGACACUCUCUGCCAGACAGCAUCAUGCGCGCCACCGAUGUGAUGAUUGGUGGCAAGCGCGCCCUUGUGGCAGGCUACGGAGAUGUCGGAAAGGGCUGUGCCUUCGCCAUGAGGGGUGCUGGUGCCAGAGUCUUAAUCACGGAAAUCGAUCCCAUCUGCGCUUUGCAGGCGUGCAUGGAGGGUUUCCAGGUGGUUACCAUUGAGGAGUGCGUGGGUGAGGUGGACAUUUUCACUUCCGCCACUGGCAACUUCAAGAUCAUCACUUUGGAUCACAUGAAGAAGAUGAAGAACAACGCCAUUGUGUGCAACAUCGGCCACUUUGACAACGAGAUUGCCAUGGAGGACUUGGAGAAUUUCCCUGGCAUCAAGGUUGAGAACAUCAAGCCACAGGUGGACCGCUUUGUGUUCCCUGAUGGCCACGGUGUGAUUGUCUUGGCAUCUGGCCGACUGGUGAACCUUGGCUGCGCCACCGGCCAUCCAUCUUUCGUGAUGUCCUGCUCCUUCACCAACCAGGUGUUGGCUCAGCUGGAUAUCUUGGAGAACUGCACCAAGAACAAGAAGUACAAGAACGAUGUGUACCUGCUGCCCAAGCAGUUGGAUGAGAAGGUGGCAGCUCUCCACUUGCCAUCUCUGGGUGCAAACCUGACAAAGCUCUCCAAGGAGCAGGCCGACUACAUCGGCGUCGGGGUGGAUGGUCCUUUCAAGCAGGACAUGGGCCUGGCCGAGUUUGGCCGCAAGGAGCUGACUCUUGCUGAGCAUGAGAUGCCAGGUCUCAUGGCAGCCAGGAAGGAGUACGGACCUGGACAGCCUUUCAAGGGAUUGAACAUCAACGGCUCCCUCCACAUGACCAUCCAGACCGGUGUCCUCAUUGAGACUUUGGCUGCCUUGGGUGCCAAGGUGCGUUGGUGCUCAUGCAACAUCUUCAGCACUCAGGAUCAUGCUGCCGCUGCCAUUGCCAAGGCCAACACUGCCACUGUCUUUGCAUGGAAGGGUGAGACCUUGCAAGAGUACUGGUGGUGCACUGAGCAGAUGAUGACAGUGCCAGGUGCGGAUGGAUGCGAUCAGCUUGUGGAUGACGGAGGUGAUGCCACCCUGUUGGUUCACAAGGGCAAGGAGUUGGAGGAGAAGUUUGCCAAGGACGGCAGCCUGCCAGAUCCAGCCAGUACCACCAACGCCGAGUUCAAGUGUGUCUUGCAGGUGUUGAGGGACUCCAUCCAGGCGGACAAGACCAAGUACACACGAAUGGCUGCCAAGUGCAAGGGUGUUAGCGAGGAGACUACCACUGGUGUGCACCGCCUUCGUGAGAUGGCAGCCAAGGGCGAGCUGCUCUUCCCUGCCAUCAACGUGAACGACUGCGUGACCAAGUCCAAGUUCGACAACGUCUAUGGUUGCCGACACUCUCUGCCAGACAGCAUCAUGCGCGCCACCGAUGUGAUGAUUGGUGGCAAGCGCGCCCUUGUGGCAGGCUACGGAGAUGUCGGAAAGGGCUGCGCCUUCGCCAUGAGGGGUGCUGGUGCCCGCGUAUUGAUCACUGAGAUCGAUCCUAUCUGCGCUCUGCAGGCUUGCAUGGAGGGUUUUGAGGUGGUUACCAUUGAGGAGUGCGUGGGUGAGGUGGACAUUUUCACUUCCGCCACUGGCAACUUCAAGAUCAUCACUUUGGAUCACAUGAAGAAGAUGAAGAACAACGCCAUUGUGUGCAACAUCGGCCACUUUGACAACGAGAUUGCCAUGGAGGACUUGGAGAAUUUCCCUGGCAUCAAGGUUGAGAACAUCAAGCCACAGGUGGACCGCUUUGUGUUCCCUGAUGGCCACGGUGUGAUUGUCUUGGCAUCUGGCCGACUGGUGAACCUUGGCUGCGCCACCGGCCAUCCAUCUUUCGUGAUGUCCUGCUCCUUCACCAACCAGGUGUUGGCUCAGCUGGAUAUCUUGGAGAACUGCACCAAGAACAAGAAGUACAAGAACGAUGUGUACCUGCUGCCCAAGCAGUUGGAUGAGAAGGUGGCAGCUCUCCACUUGCCAUCUCUGGGUGCAAACCUGACAAAGCUCUCCAAGGAGCAGGCCGACUACAUCGGCGUCGGGGUGGAUGGUCCUUUCAAGCAGGACACCUACCGUUACUAAGAUGCUAGGAUUUUGCUAGUUGCACGGGGAAUACGCCAGCUUUUCUCGAGUUUCCCUUUGUAGCAAAGAUUGCCUUUGGCGGCAAAGUGUUUGGCCAGUUCAUCCACGGAUCCCAAGGGACCUUUAGCUACAUAGGAAGUCAGCGGAUUGUGUCAUUUGCGCAGAACAACAUGCGUGC